This is a messenger RNA of Cutaneotrichosporon oleaginosum, 1469 nucleotides long. RefSeq lists its product as uncharacterized. Gene Ontology annotation, biological process: 7-methylguanosine cap hypermethylation; 7-methylguanosine RNA capping. Gene Ontology annotation, cellular component: nucleus. Lineage: Eukaryota; Fungi; Basidiomycota; Tremellomycetes; Trichosporonales; Trichosporonaceae. The record is from RefSeq and is a predicted model, not a curated record. Gene Ontology annotation, molecular function: RNA cap trimethylguanosine synthase activity.
AACAACAACAAUGCCUCGACGCAGUGGCCGCGGCGCCUCCAUCUUCUCUGCGCUCCCAUGGGAUCUCAAGAGCACACUCCGCUCCAACCCUGUUGCUGAGCCGUCCACGUCGGAUUCGCCAGAGGCACCGAGCACAGGCCUGCUCCCUACCCAGCCGCCCAGCGAUGCCGGCGAGGAAGGUGGCGACGCAUAUAGGAACAUCGAUGAGGAGGAGGUGAUUGCUGCUGUAAAUCCGAGCUCCGAGGAGCCCUCCGGCUCACAGCAAGACGAGCCAGCGUCUGCCAGUCGCAAACGCUCGUCCGACAGUCCCGCGAAACCGUCACCGUCCAAACGCGCGAAGGUUGAGGAGGAGAGGCAUCCGUGGGACUGCACCGGCCUGGUGCCGCGCUAUGAGAAGGCUGCAGAUGUGCCGCAGCAUUUGAAGAAGUACUUCUUCCAGCGCCAUUCUCUCUUCCCCGCAUACUCUCGCCUUCCCCUCCUCCUGGACGACACUGGGUGGUUCAGUGUCACCCCCUCAAGCAUCGCAGAACACAUUGCGGAGCGGUGCCGCUCUGAUGUGGUCCUCGACGCGUUCUGCGGCGUGGGUGGUAAUGCAAUUGCCUUCGCGCGGACGUGUGAGCGGGUCAUUGCGAUGGACAACGACAUCACACGUCUGAAGCUCGCGCGCCACAAUGCGCUGCACUAUGGGGUCGCGGACCGCAUCGAAUUCGUACUAGCCGACUACGUGGAGUGGGCGAGAGAGUAUGUGCGCCGCGGCGCACAUCAGCGGGAAGAGAUUGACGUGGUGUUUCUGUCCCCACCAUGGGGCGGGCCAGAAUAUCUGUCGUUCGGUGCCGAAGGUUCUCCCACGUACCCACUAUCGGCCGUGCUCCCAGUUCCAGGCGAUGAACUCUUCGCGCUCACAGCUCCCGUUACUCCCAACAUUGCCUACUACCUCCCGCGCAAUGUUGACAUUGCGGAGGUCGCGGCGCUCGCGAACAAGCUCGAUAGACCCGAGAACGACGCGGAAGGAGGAGCUGAGCGCAGCAGAGAAUGGGUGGAGGUCGAGGAGGAGUGGGUCGGGGACAAGCUCAAGGCCGUCACCGCGUACUAUGGUGGCUUGGUGGACGGAUGACACGCUUGAGGAUGAGACUCGCAGCACGAGCCUCUUCAGUGCGACGGUCCUAUUCAAAAACGCGUACCAGUGCGCGGGGUUACUGGCGGCGGUGCGAAGGGCCGGGUGAGAGAACAAGGCGACCUGAAGAAGGCCAUUGCGUCGUCGAUGGUUGAACCGGGCCAAACAAAGAGGGUCGCAACGAACGUCACAAGAUGCAAGGCCCUCGGCCACUAACUGAGAGAGGUAUGCGGUAUUUGGCCGAUUGGUCGACCUGUCGCCGGCGGUUGCGACGGACGCAUACCCGGGGCCACCUGCGUGCCGUGAUGAUCACGGCGCGACGGGCGGAAGAACAUGUUGCGCCGGGGCCGUGCGU